Falco peregrinus (peregrine falcon) is the source of this 1892-nucleotide messenger RNA. RefSeq names its product C-type lectin domain family 3 member A (gene CLEC3A). The transcript is spliced from 3 exons. The record is from RefSeq and is a predicted model, not a curated record. NCBI's taxonomy places the organism in Eukaryota, Metazoa, Chordata, Aves, Falconiformes, Falconidae. Bases 68 to 655 code for a protein of 195 amino acids.
GUGACUUGCUCUCAUAGCUGCUAAAGAGAAUUUCUUCAAGCUUCUCGUUAAGUUCUUUAAAAGAGACAUGGCACAAACAGGACUUAGGAUUUUUCUACUCAUAAGCAUACUACUGCUGGAUCAGACCAUCAGCCAGGCUUCCAAAUUCAAAGCCAGGAAGCACAGCAAACGUAGAGUGAAAGAAAAAGAUGACCUAAAGACCCAGAUUGACAAAUUGUGGCGAGAAGUAAAUGCUCUGAAAGAAAUGCAAGCACUUCAGACAGUCUGUCUUCGUGGGACAAAGGCCCAUAAGAAGUGCUACCUCAUAUCAGAGGGUACCAAACAUUUUCAUGAAGCCAACGAAGACUGCAUAGCCAAGGGAGGGACACUGGCGAUCCCAAGGAAUAACGAUGAAACAAACACUCUUCGAGAUUAUGGCAAGAAAAGCAUGCCUAGAGUGUCUGAGUUUUGGUUGGGUGUCACUGACAUGAUAAACGAAGGGAAAUUUGUUGAUGUCAAUGGUAUGGCUCUACAGUACUUCAACUGGGAUCGUGCCCAGCCCAAUGGGGGGAAGCGUGAAAACUGUGUCUUUUUUUCUCAGUCAUCUCAAGGCAAGUGGGUGGAUGAAGCCUGCCAUACUGCUAAAAGAUAUAUUUGUGAAUUUCUGAUCCCAUAAUUACAUGCACAAAUGACCAUGGCCAUGUUUUGGGAUAUUAACAUUUGGUUUUGCUUGUUAGUAACCCCUCCCACUUAGACAGUGGUGAGUUAAAAAUACCCAUUUCCUGCAUUGUACUCACUCUUUCCUGAAACAGAAGUUUUCUUUAUUAAUUUAUUUUCUAUUCAGAUGCUAAAAUGUUAUGUUUAGUGAGUGCUCUCAUUAUGUAUAGGAAUAUAUAUUAUGUUUUGAUCUAUUUUGUAUCAUAUUUUGGCAUAUUAUUUCAGCCUGAUGUUCAGGUUGCUGGAAUUCACCUCCUAUUCUGUACUUUGCAUCUCCAUGGUAGAAUAGUACUUACUUGAAUACAGAACUCUAGUGAAUUUAUUGGAAGUUUACAAAAGAUUGCUGUAUGGUGACAUGUGCCAAUAUCAGGUGUAGGAAUCCUUUCAGUUCCAGUACUUAAGAGGGACUUUGGGAUUAUGGGAGGUCCUGUGAAAAACGGCCAUGGCCCUUAUAGAGUUUAAUAUGAUGGAUCUGUGACCAAGAGUUUUACCUAUGGGUUAACAAAGCCAAAUGAAACAGAAAAAUCUGAUGUUAAUUUUUAAACUGCAUGGAGUAAAAAGUGAUACACUGUUAGAAAAUGGGGGAAGUAACUGUUCUAAAACAUCAGUUAGUCUAAACAUGUUUGCUUUUAAAUGUCUCAAUUAUGGUUAAAUAUUAGAUGUCAUUUGGAACAUUCCCGUAGAAGAAACCAACGUGGGACUAGAUCAUACUUCUACUAUGCAAUGCCUUAAUAAGACUUGCAAAAGCCUUCUCUCCUGCAGGAUCAGAAAAAGGCUUUAUAAUUCAGGCAGUAACACCUGCCUGACAGCACAAGUAGAGAGGCUGGAUCCCUUUUCUGGGCACAAUAUCACUGUUCAUUCACCUCUCUCUCCACAUGGCAGGCAGUAUACCCAAUUGGCACAAAAGAGUGGGGCCAAACCACAGCUCGUUAGCUCAUUUGGCCACAUGAAAAUUUUCCCCAUUUAACACCUGACAUUUGAAAAUUAAGUAAAAUGUGCUGUUUAUUUUUUGCUGUUCUUAGCCUCGCAAUAGAGAUUUGCCUUUAUGUUAUAAAUAGUGGUUCCUCUCUUGUGUGAAGGAAUUUCAUUCAAGUAUUUAAAUAUAUUGCUGUUAGGGGGCUAAUUCCUACUUUUUAUCUUAUAGUUGUGCAAAAUUUUCUAAAGUAUGCAAUAAAUUUGUGGCUACUGGUAUUUAA